Messenger RNA from Fusarium keratoplasticum, 7140 nucleotides. RefSeq lists its product as uncharacterized. Gene Ontology annotation, molecular function: protein binding. Bases 1 to 7140 code for a protein of 2379 amino acids. The transcript has 10 exons. Gene Ontology annotation, biological process: vacuolar acidification. The record is from RefSeq and is a predicted model, not a curated record. Gene Ontology annotation, cellular component: RAVE complex. Lineage: Eukaryota; Fungi; Ascomycota; Sordariomycetes; Hypocreales; Nectriaceae.
AUGUCUAUCGACCGCUCACCCCAAGCCCCAAAUGCGACUUCAUCAGUGGCACCUAUGUCGCCGUCCGCGCAACGAGCGGCAUCGCCAUCCGACGAUGGUCGCUCAAGUAAUGCCAGUCGGGCGCCGUCGAGCCAGGAUCCCUACUACUCCAACGAAGACAUUGCUGCACUGCACUCUGUUGUCGUUGCGGCACAGGAGUUGCUCGACACGGCCCCCGAACCGAAACCACUCCCCGCUGCUGCGCUCUUCAAGGCCUACGACCAAGUUCUCCCUACCUAUGGCAUUGACCCCGAUACAGAUCAUCACCUAUCGACCUUCGUGUUCCGAGUAGGCGGCGAGAGAGGCGGUGGCACUUUGCUCGACAAGUUUCAGUCUAUUCUGGGCCGCAUGGGAAUUGUUCUUGAGUUUGGCGACAACACCACCGCGUCAUCUCGAACAUCACCAUCUGCGUCUCCCGCAUAUUCAUCGACGAGUCGCCAAAGCCACGGUCUUGUGCGGGAGAAGAAUGGCAACCUUACAUCUGAAGGAGUGGCUGUGUCUCGGCCAUCCGUCGUGCCCUUGGUACAAUCAUCCGCUUCGCCAGAAUCACAACCUCCACAGCAAAAUCAUGUGGACUUUUCCGACACAGACGAGGAGGAUGGUGAAUACGAGGAGAUGCGGAGGGCUGUUCUCUCUUCAGCUAUGAAUCGCUGGCGUUCUCUGGUCGCGAACCGUCGAACACAACAGGCGCAACGAAUCCCCUCUUUCCCGAGCAUUCCCGAGGAAGCUUCUGCCGAUGUGAGGAACUUUGAGGACCGCCCCUUUCAAGAUCGACCAGCCAUCACGGUUUCGGAAGCCUCGACCAUUCCACAUAUCAAUGGUGUUAAAUCGGACGGCCAGGCAUCGGACAAGGGAACAAUGGAUGUGAAUGUGCACCCGAUUUCACCACUGUCCCCAGUCAAACCCCGUCCUGCUAUUAUCAAUGCCAUCCGGCCAUCGACAGCUUCUACACAACAGAGUCAGAAUGAUGCGGUUGUUGCGCAUCAUGAGGACGACGCCCCCUCUUCACCCAAAGAACAACCCACUACGCACCCACAGGAAGUUGAUGAAGAGCCUUCCAAGCAUUCUAUCACUCCCUCUGUACCAGAAGUUCACGUUCCACCAGUACCCGAAGUACGCAUUGCGCCAACAGUGACCCAGCUGGAUGUCACGCAGCGCGAUGAGAAGACGAGGAGCCGGCCUUCAACACCCCCGGAGCCCACAGACAAUACGACAUUAAAGCAGCACUCCGUGCAGGAAUCUGAAAGAGGGCCUUCGACACCACCUGUUCAGCAACCCGAUCCAGAAAAGGAGUAUCAACGACUUCUAAGACGUGCCGGUCGGGCUCGUGAGAUAUACCUUGCGAGCAAGGUCUUCAACCAUUGGGCUGAUCGCACUGCCCGUCGGCUCGAACGAGAUGCUGUUGCUAGACGGCAUAUGAUCAGAUUUCGUUACUUCCGAUCUUGGUGCCAGGCUCCUGUCGUCCGGGAGCCCACAGUUGAUUACAUGAGGGCAGCUGUUGUGGUGAGGAAGUGGCAGCGGAUUGUGGCACAAGAGAAAACUCUUGAGGCUAUGGCGAAGGCAGCGGCCUGGGCCUAUCAAUUGAAGAAGAUUCACCAAGUCCUGGAUCGUUGGUCUUGUCUUCGCUUGGAGCACCUUGGCCGUCAAAUCACGGCCUCGCACAGCAGAACAAAAGCCCUCUCAAGGUGGAUGUUGCAGGCUUCUAAUGGUGUGGCCCUGGACGAAGCCAUCAAGUCCCAAGUAGGACUGCAACAGCAACUGAACGCCAUCCACAAGUGGCAAGGUUAUGCUGAAAGAGAAACCAUACUUGCCGACAGCGCCAGGCGCAUGGGCAAUGUCCACCAAUCCUUUACGCAUCUGAAGGAGUGGUGGGAUCAAGCCGAGAUUGGUCGACGAGCGACCACAUAUCGUCAACAUCUGUUGAUGAAGAGAGUGGAUUUUGCUUUUGAUCAGUGGAACCUACAGGCAAGGGCUCAGGCCUUCAUCUGGAGGCGCGAAUAUCUCCAAGUUACUCGAGUAUUUGACCGAUGGUGUCAAAGAGCUGAGCAGGAUGGGGACAUGUCACGGAGAGCGGAGAGCUACUAUGAAACCCAGGCUAAAUCAAGAGUUCUUGGAUGUUUCCUCCGCUUCGACCAGGAAUCAUCACAUAUGACGCGCUUGGAGGACCGCGCACGCCUUUACCUUCGAGCAACCUCUUUGUUGAGAGUGUUCGACAGGACGGUGAAGCGCCGUCAGGAUCGGGACAAGCAAUAUGUGAAACGGUACCUGAUGGCAAGAUAUACCCAGGUGUCAUCAGCGAAGAAGAAGCGCAACUUCUUUGCUGCUCUUGACCGAUGGAGAGCACUGGCUGCCGAGGAUCGAGAGCAAAACGAAAAUGCUCUGGAGCUUCACAACCGAAAACAGCAUCACCGGCGAAUGCUGGUCGCUGAAGAAUGGGCGAAACAAGCGGCUAUCGAUCAAAAGCGUUUGCAAGACGCCCGACUGGAGCAUGCCCAGGGAUGGCUGGACGCUUGGAAGGAACAUGCUGAGGAUCUCGAGCAACGAGACGUGGAAGCCUGGCAGCUUUGGGCGGCAGACAAGCAAAGGCAAUCUCUGAAGGCGUGGUCAAUUGCGUCACUACAACAGAGCGGACAGGCUCAUACGGCACUUGAAGUCCGUAAGAAGCAUGAACGGGAGAGACGCAAUCGCAUCCUACAACACUGGAGGCAACGUGACGACAGGUUGGAGAAUAUACCGCCAGGAUUCAACUCGCAGCCUAACUCGGUCGUUCGCUCAUUGAACUGGUCGCGUGGAAGCUGGAGGGGCUUCUCGGGAAGGAGGUCAACACUUAACCGGAAUGAUCGAGUAUACGAUUAUUCCAAUACGCCGCUCGAGACACCAACACGGUGGACGGGGCAUCCCCUUUCCAUGUCGACUAUUUUGCCCCCAGGGUCAAUGGCGCCACUUAGGGAAGCGGACGAGAAUGAUGCUGUAUCCUCAUUUGCUGGCGACGAUGACGACCUCGAUCCCGCGUCACCUUCUUUGCGGCCGGCCUCGCGAGGGCAAUUCUCAACUAUGCCAUCAACAACCCCGAUGGCACCAGUGCCAUCACAUCUGGUGGAACGUGGGCUUCAGGAUGAAUUCGAAGAGCCGGAACGAAACGGUAUUAACAGAAGUACAAAGGCCGUCCUGCCGGGUAACCCGCGCUCGAGGCUCCAAGGGUUGGCCUCGGGAUAUUGGGAUUCCCGACACAUCAACGUAUACAUCACCGGCGGCGCUUUUACUAUCCUCGAGGGAUCCAGAGGGAUUCUACAGACAGUUUACGAUGAUGGCGAACAGCCUCUCGAGGCCAUCGCCUUUGACGAAGCCAUAGGCAAGAUCGCUACAUGCACAUCGACCGAAGUCCGAGUCUACAAGCCAUUUGGGUCGCGCGAGGAUGCCCUGAAGUGGGCCCUGGAGUCGACCUUUGACAUUCCGAAUCCGAACGCCGAUGACGCCUCAUGCACUUUGUCCUGGGGCAGCUCUGAGGAGCUCCUGGUGGCCACGAGCUCCCUCUCCCUAUACGCUACGAAAAGCGAGCCGAAAUGUCUAUGGCAGAAGAAGCUACCGAGCCCCGUCAAGUACGCGUUGCUGUCAUACGACUCUGCAUACAUUGCCUCGACCGGCUACCACGAUCACUUGGUCAAGAUCUGCCGCAGACUGAACUUCGGCGCCGACGAAGUACGCUUCGACCUUACGUACCUGCGACACCCAAACAUUGUAACCUCUGUGAGGUGGCGCAAGCCGUUCCACCUGGAGCAGGCUGUCGACAAUGUCCUCUAUACUAUCUGCCUCGACAAAUGCAUUCGGAUAUGGACGCCGACCGAGACACCGGAUGGAAAACAUUGGCAGCUUUGGGGUCAGGUUGACGUUUGUGCGCCAUCGCGAGAGGACCCGUACCCCCUGGAUAUGCGCUUUGCCAUGAUUCUUGAUGGGCGGGACUUCACAGCGUCGGUUGAGCAAGCUGUGCAGGCCCGCAUGUCCGACGACUCGACCACCGAUGACCCUGUCGCUCUCGAUCACUUGGUCGCGAUCGCUAACAAGAACCCCGAGAUUUGUAUAGCUCUUGAUGGAAGAGGGACCAUGUCAGCAUGGGCGCUUGAAAAUGUUGGCAGUAACACUGCAAACGCCCCGACUCUAUUCAAGGUUGCUCAGGUCAAGGACUCAGAUUUUGAGCUCUUUGGCAAGUUUCUGCCGUCUCACGACGCACCCCAUACCGAGAUCCAGACAUACUGCGACAAGAAGACCGGCAAGGUUCACUUCCUGUUACAUGCAUUUGAUGGGAGGAUCGGUGUCUUUACUGGAAAUGUUGCAGACCUGUUGGAUCCAACUACCAAUGACCGGCGCCUCUCGCUGCACUCGAUCUGGGCCGGUCACUCAACCUCUAUCACCAAGAUUGUCCGAAACUUCAGCGGAAGGGCUGUCGUCUCACGGACACGAGAGAGUGAAAGCAUAGUGUGGAAGCAUCUUCUCAACCGAGACGAAAACCCAGGCCUGAGCUUGACCCGAGGGAGCGUUAUCCCAGAAAAGGGGCACAUUCACCGGAUAUGUGUUCUGAGAAAGGGGCGCUUUGUCGUAUUCCUCGGCCAUCAAACGGUUGCACUCUGGGAUUGCAGGGCUAGCCGAGCCAUUUCACUUGCGCAAUGUCCUUAUGAGGUAUCCGGAAAACCGCUCUGCCUCAUUAUACUCCCUCGGUCAGAUGUGAAGCAGUACACUGUUGCGCACAUUGCGACAGUGACGUCUGAAGGUCAGGGUAUUGUGUGGGAAGUCCAUCUCCCGCCAUAUUUUGAAGACCCAAAAACCAAGGCUGGCGCCAGUAUCGAAGAGUUCUGCCGUUUCGAGCUGGGAGAUGUGGAAGAUUUGUCAUACGUCCUCCCAGUAGAUCCCGCAGGCUCGUCGCCCGUUGUCUCGGGCUUUCUCGAUAUCUUCGCUCGGGAUGUCGCUAUCUCAUAUACUCGCACCGGCCGGGUUGACUUCUGGACAGCACGGGUCGACCCUGAAAAGCGCAGUGUCGGAUGGCUGUCCACCUGCACCACCGAGACUGGUGUGUCUGAACCUGCCCUAGUCAGUGGAAGUACCUUGAAGAAGGCAUCUCUUGUGAACAAGGCGAGGUCUCAACUUACAAUUUGGGAUAUCGGUAGUUCUCGCCUGGAAUAUGAGAACAAUUUCGAAGAGCAUCAGGUCAUUCAAGAUCUGGACUGGACAUCAACACCCGACGCCCAGUCCAUCUUGGCCGUUGGGUUCCCCUAUCGAGUCAUUCUCAUGUCCCAGAUGCGAUUCGACUACCUUAACAAAGGUCCAGCUUGGGCGCAGAUCCGGGAGAUUAGCAUCCGCGAACUCACUCCACACCCGAUUGGCGACUCAACUUGGCUGGGCGACGGCUUCUUGGUCAUUGGUGCUGGAAACCAGAUGUUUGUACAGGAUAGGCGUGUUGGUGUCUCUGAGUCUCUCAGAUCUGACCUUCGUUUGCCACCACGCAAGGAUGGCACAUUGGAUCUGUUCCAAGUGGUUCAACGAUUCAAUGGUCCACUGCCAGUAUUCCACCCCCAGUUCCUCAGUCAAUGCAUCCUGUCUGGCAAGACCACACUUGUGCGGCGCAUCUUGGUGGCCAUGUACAAGAUUCUGAAGUAUUACCUUGACGGAGAGACACUGGAUGACUACUUGGGCAUGGAUUUGAGCGAGUUCUACACACCCGAGCAAACUCAUACCCAGGCUGUCGAUAAGUCUGCAGGCGCGUAUCUGAAUGGAGAUAACGGUGACGAAGACGACGACGGUGAUAUCUUCACUGAGCAGACGGCAGUGGCAAUCAACGAGAAGCUGGUUAAGAUUGGUGUUCCACAACUCUCUGGCCACGAACAAAUCCAGCUUGCCGAUAUUAUUGAGUGUGUGGCUCUUGUCGAGAGGCAUCGUCGCUCGAUGGACGAGAAUGGCGCCCGUUUCAUGCUCUUCUUCCGUCAGCAUGCACUGCGAAAAGGACGGACCAACGAGAUGCACCUCUCCUGGCGAGAGAUCAACUGGGCUUUCCAUUCAAACAGUCAGGAUAUUCUGGCCGACUUUGUUUCGAGACAGAGCCAUGGCAGCAUGCUUUGGGAGCAUGCUCGUGAGAGCGGUCUCUUCAUGUGGCUGUGUGAUCCUAUCGCCUUGAAAGCUCAGUUCGAGUUGAUUGCUCGAAAUGAAUACACGAAGAACGAAGUGAAGAACCCGAUCGACUGCAGUCUGUACUACCUUGCCCUUCGCAAGAAGACGGUGCUUCAGGGUCUGUGGCGAAUGGCAAGCUGGAACAAGGAACAGGCGGCGACUCAGAAAUUGUUGUCUAACAACUUUGAAGACCCCAAGUGGAGGACGACAGCUCUGAAGAACGCGUAUGCGUUGCUCAGUAGACGGCGCUUCGAAUAUGCUGCGGCAUUCUUCCUGCUGGCUGACCACCUUCAUGAUGCUGUGGAAGUGUGCUUGAAUCAGCUCAAAGAUAUGCAACUGGCUAUUGCGAUAGCGCGUGUGUAUGAGGGCGAUGACGGCCCAGUCUUGCGGCGUCUGCUUCAAGAUGUUGUGCUUCCCUUGGCAGCUCAGGAGGGCAAUCGCUGGCUUGCAUCUUGGGCAUUCUGGAUGCUUGGCCGCAAGGACAUGGCCGUGCGAGCGCUCAUCACACCUGUCUACACCCUUCUGGAAACACCUUGUUCGCCCGAUAUCAAAUCGAGGUUAUUCCUUACCGACGACCCUGCGCUAGUGGUGCUCUACUCGCACUUGCGACACCAGACGUUGCAGACAUUGAGGGGAGCCUCCAAGGUCACCCCCAAAGUCGAGUGGGAGUUUGUGUUGCAUAGCGCCAAGCUGUAUGAUCGAAUGGGAUGUGAUCUCCUUGGAUUGGAUCUAGUACGAAACUGGGAGUUCCAACAAUCGCCUCCUGCUGCUGGCCUCGGCGGAGAGGUCAACCCGCUCAAGUUGCUGCGCCGGAGGAGUUCGCUUGUUGUCGCCGACCUGCCAUCGCCUACUCUUCACUUUGAGGGAAAGAAGGCCGUCAAGCCGCCACCGACAACGUUCGAGGAGCCGGAUGUAAACUCUCUGUUGGAUAGUUUUGGGUUCUGA